Messenger RNA from Arabidopsis arenosa, 1571 nucleotides. Lineage: Eukaryota; Viridiplantae; Streptophyta; Magnoliopsida; Brassicales; Brassicaceae. The record is from the annotation of a GenBank genome assembly.
CUUUAUUAGGGUUUCGACUCGACUCUGAUCAUUUUUGUCUGUUGUGUUCUCCGUCACCGGAAUUGAAAAUUGUAGAAAUGGUGCGGUUGUGGUGUGGGAAGCUCAAACUUUCGAAACCCUAUUUAGCGUUAGCAACACGGAGUAGAAGCCGCUGGUUCAGUUCGCGUGGAGCUCCCUCUCAUCAUCAUCACAGCCUCACAUACUAUGGCAGAACAGAGACAAUCAAUCGGCUUGAGCGAUACAUAACCGAACGCACAUGGACGCAGAAUCCAAUCGUAUGUCAGUACAAAACAACAGUUUCUCCAAGUGCUGCUCAAAAUGUUACUAUUGAGACAUUUGAUUCGUUAUGUAAUCAAGGGAAUUGGAGAGAAGCUGUAGAGGUUUUAGAUUACUUGGAGAAUAAGGGUUUUGCUAUGGAUUUGAUUAGACUCUUAAGGUUAGCGAAAAUAUGCGGUGAACCAGAAGCUUUGGAAGCAGCUAGAGUUGUUCAUGAUUGUAUUAUUGCUCUGGUUUCUCCUUGUGAUGUUGGUUCUCGUAACGCGAUUAUCAAGAUGUAUUCUUGUUGCGGAUCUGUUGAUGAUGCGCUCAAAGUGUUCGACGAAAUGCCUAACAGGAAUUCGGAGACUUGGUGUGUUAUGAUGAGGUGUUUUGUUAACAAUGGAUUUGGUGAAGAAGCAAUCAAUUUGUUUACUCGUUUUAAAGAAGAAGGGAACAAACCAGACGGAGAGAUAUUCAAUGAAGUGUUAUUUACGUGUACUUUGACAGGAGAUGUUAAGGAAGGAUCACUGCAAUUUGAAGCUAUGAACAGAGAAUAUGGAAUCAUACCUUCAAUGGAACACUACCAUAGUGUUAUCAAGAUGUUUGCAACAUUUGGUCACUUGGAUGAAGCACUGAACUUUGUUGAGAGAAUGCGGAUGGAACCGAGUGUUGAUGUUUGGGAAACACUAAUGAAUCUUUCUCGUGUUCAUGGAGAUGUAGAGCUUGGAGAUAGAUGUGCUGAGUUAGUUGAGAAGCUAGAUGCUACAAGAUUGGACAAAGUGUCAAGUGCAGGUCUUGUAGUAACCAAAGCAUCAGACAAUGUGAAGAAGGAACCGAGCAAUCGGUCUGAACCAUAUUGGUGUUAUAAUUUUAGGCCGGUAGAUACUUCACAUCCACAAAUGAAUAUUAUUUACGAGACACUAAUGAGUCUGAGGUCACAAAUGAAAGAAAUGGGUUAUGUUCCUGACACUAGGUUUUAUCGUACUUUAAUCAUGGUGAUGGAGAAUAAAGAACAGGUUUUUGGUUACAGAGAGGAAAUCGCAGUUGUUGAAAGUCUUCUUAAGUCAAAGCCUCGAUCUUCAAUCACUCUGAUAACUAAUGUUCGUAUUGUUGGGGAUUGCCACAAUAUGAUGAAGUUGAUGUCAGUCAUAACUGGCAGAGAACUGAUUAAGCGAGAUUCAAAGCGAUACCAUUACUUCAAAAACGGCGUCUGCAACUGCAACGAUCGCUGGUGAGCUAACUAAUUGUUUUCCUCUACUGUACUCAAAUCUUUUUGUCAAUAGAAACAAGUUUAAUAAAGGUGAGUAUCUAAA